AUGUACCGUUGUUCCCCAAAACCACCCAACAUUCCUCCUCCAACGUCGACCCGGCUCCCUUCCAACAUCCCCCUCCGGACGCUCCCUUCACGCUCCGACCUCGACAAGGACGACCAAGACUCGCCAUCGGCAUCGCUCCUUUCCACCAGGGGAUACGGCGCCCCUCAUCACCGCCCGUCGUCCGAGUCUGAGACAUCGUCCUGGACCGACACUGGCGACAUUGGCGACCAGUACGGCGACGACAACGACCCGGUCCGCAUCCAGCUGCCUGAGGACAUUGAGAACGAGCUACUCGCCAGUGUCCAGCGCCGACAGUCGAAGCCGCUGUACAAAUCGCAUAAGAAAGUCCGGAUCCACGACCCGUCGCCGCACCGGCGCACCCACUCGUUUUCGCCGGCUCCGUUCGUCGAUAAAGAGGCUAUAGAGAUACCGAACGUUCGCCAUCGACCACCGUCUCGAGCGCAACGCUGCAUCGGUUCCAUCAUGGCGGGCUCUUCAGGCUCCAUCCACGGCCUUACGGGCAAGCCCCUGCUGUAUUUUACGAGCAUUUUCGUGUCUUUAGGAGUUUUUCUUUUCGGAUAUGAUCAAGGCGUCAUGUCGGGCCUUAUUAUUGGCCCGUACUUUAUCGAUUAUUUCAACCACCCCUCGAAAGCCGAGGUAGGGACAAUGGUUGCUAUUCUCGAAAUUGGAGCCUUUAUAUCAUCCCUCAUUGUUGGCCGCGUCGGUGACAUCAUCGGCCGCCGCCGUACCAUCUUAUAUGGCUCUUGCAUCUUCUUUGUUGGAGGAGCAUUGCAGACUCUUGCCACGUCAAUGCCAAUGAUGAUGCUUGGACGAAUCGUCGCUGGUUUUGGUGUUGGUAUGCUUUCCACCAUCGUGCCUGUUUACCAGUCCGAAAUCUCCCCACCCCACAAUCGUGGAAAGCUUGCUUGUAUCGAGUUUUCUGGCAACAUCGUCGGUUAUACGACCUCCGUCUGGGUCGACUACGGCUGUGGUUUUAUUGAGAGUAACUUAUCGUGGCGCGUUCCGCUUAUGAUGCAAUGUAUCAUGGGCGCUCUUUUGGCAUUGGGAAGCUUGAUUAUUGUGGAGUCGCCCAGGUGGCUCCUAGACAACGAUCAUGACGAAGAAGGCAUGGUUGUCAUUGCCAACCUCUAUGGUGGUGGUGAUAUUCAUAAUGCCAAGGCACGCGAUGAGUACCGCGAAAUCAAGAUGGGUGUGCUUCUUCAACGUCAAGAGGGCGAACGCUCCUACGCUGAGAUGUUCCGGCGUUAUCGUACUCGGGUCUUUAUCGCAAUGUCCGCUCAGGGUCUUGCGCAGCUCAACGGCAUCAAUGUCAUCUCCUAUUACGCACCAUAUGUUUUCGAGUCCGCCGGCUGGGUUGGCCAUGAUGCUGUCCUCAUGACUGGUUUGAACGGCAUCACUUAUUUCCUCUCUACCAUUCCACCGUGGUAUCUCGUUGAUCGAUGGGGCCGUCGAAUGAUUCUUCUCACCGGAGCUAUUUUCAUGGCUAUUUCCUUGUCUCUCAUCUCUUACUUCCUCUACCUCGACAUCAAGUGGACUCCCAGGUUGGUGGUCUUGUUUGUCAUGAUAUAUAAUGCUGCCUUUGGAUACUCAUGGGGACCAAUUCCCUGGCUUUACCCUCCCGAAAUUCUGCCUCUGAGCAUUCGAUCCAAGGGUGCUAGCUUGUCGACUGCUACGAAUUGGGCUUUCAACUGGCUAGUUGGUGAAAUGACACCGAUUCUGCAAGAAUGGAUCAAAUGGCGUCUGUAUCUUCUCCACGCCUUCUUCUGUGUGGCUAGUUUUGUUAUUGUUUACUUCAUUUACCCAGAGACUUGCGGCUUGCGCCUCGAGGAGAUGGAUUCUGUAUUUGGCGACGCUAGCACCGUGGCCACUCCGUCCAUCCAUGCGGAAACUGGAUCUCUUAUCCGGGGUGGAUCACCCAUUGGAUCAGGGCGUACGCCGUUCCGCUCGACGACUCCCAUUCCUGGGCUGUCUCUUGACCCUCCUGAUGUCAAUGAUAGCAAGGCCGUGUCCCAGAGCGGCGGCGAUGACCGAAGCAUUAGCGGAUGGUUAUCGAGAGUUGUCAAUCGUGGCCGUUCCGGUAGUCCAAGCAGUGGGCAAGGACGAUAUACUCCACUCGGCCAGCAAGAAGAUGAGGGUCGUAAUGACAAUUGA
Messenger RNA from Trichoderma breve, 2172 nucleotides. RefSeq names its product sugar transporter domain-containing protein. Gene Ontology annotation, cellular component: membrane. Gene Ontology annotation, biological process: transmembrane transport; carbohydrate transport. NCBI's taxonomy places the organism in Eukaryota, Fungi, Ascomycota, Sordariomycetes, Hypocreales, Hypocreaceae. Gene Ontology annotation, molecular function: carbohydrate:proton symporter activity. Bases 1 to 2172 code for a protein of 723 amino acids. The record is from RefSeq and is a predicted model, not a curated record. The transcript is spliced from 6 exons.